Lobosporangium transversale is the source of this 1456-nucleotide messenger RNA. RefSeq lists its product as hypothetical. The transcript has 4 exons. Bases 198 to 1379 code for a protein of 393 amino acids. Gene Ontology annotation, cellular component: Golgi apparatus; membrane. Gene Ontology annotation, molecular function: antiporter activity; GDP-mannose transmembrane transporter activity. NCBI's taxonomy places the organism in Eukaryota, Fungi, Mortierellomycota, Mortierellomycetes, Mortierellales, Mortierellaceae. The record is from RefSeq and is a predicted model, not a curated record.
UGCUUGCUUUCCAUCAAAUUCAUCCAUCUCUCCAUUCACUCAUCGGAUCAGCACAUUUCCACUUCUUGGAACAUAAAAAGGCAAUACGAGGACAAGGACAAGGAUAUAGACAAAGACGAAAUACAAGGUAUCAUACCGAGGAUAGCAAGGAAGAUUAGAUAUAUCAAAGGAGCGGUACCUAUCAAUCUAUCCAUGCCAUGGUUGGAUCCACAUUGUCAAGCUCCUUGGCCAACUCGGCACCGAUCAGCAUCCUUGCAUAUUGUUUUUCUAGCAUCCUUAUGACGGUCACCAAUAAGAUGGUCUUGUCUCACUUUGACUUCAACAUGAAUUUUCUGCUAUUGAGUAUUCAAGGUACGGUAGCCAUUGCGCUUCUCCGAGUAUUCAAGAAGCUCGGACUCAUCUCUUACCGCAGGCUGGACAAGGAUGAGGCCAGAAAAUGGCUCCCUAUAUCACUGGGACUUGUCUGUAUGAUUUAUAGUGCCAGCAAGAGUCUACAAUAUCUUUCUAUACCAGUAUACAGUGUUUGGAAAAACCUGACCAUCAUCCUUAUUGCCUAUGGUGAGGUGCUCUGGUUCGGAAGCAGGGUCACGCCGCUCAUGCUAUUAAGUUUUUUAAUCAUGGUAUUAUCGUCCGUCAUUGCAGGAUGGUCAGAUUUUAGUUCAUUUGCAUCUGGGAAUCCCUCUGAUUUGAUUCAUCUCAACAUUGGAUACAUUUGGAUGGCCAUCAACUGUCUGUCUUCUGCUGGAUAUGUUCUCUACAUGCGCAAGCGGAUCAAAUACUUCAACUUCAAGGAUUUUGACACCGUCUAUUACAAUAAUAUCAUCAGUCUUCCUAUCAUGCUCACACUCAGCUUUUGUCUCGAAGGUUGGAUGUCAGGAGAGCUAGAUAGGACAUUCUCACCAGAUGUAAAGACCCCUCUCACUGUGGCGGCAGUUCUCUCGGGCGUAUCAUCAUUCUUGAUUUCUUACGGCAGCGCAUGGUGUGUUCGGUGCACAUCGUCGACCACAUACUCCAUGGUUGGUGCUCUAAAUAAGUUACCGGUCGCUGCUAGUGGUAUUUUGUUUUUGGGUGACCCAGCAACAGCAAGCAGCAUCCUGGGCAUUUUACUUGGUUUCCUUGCAGGAUUGUUGUACAGUUAUAGCAAAACGGACCAAGCUCAGAAGAACUUUGGACUUGCGAAUGGAUCAUCACUCUCUAAUCCUCAUCAAAUUACAGCAGCCACAAUAGAAACAGGCACAGCAAGCGCUAACGGCAGUAGCAGUAUUGGCGAUGGAGGUGAUGACAACAUUAUAGAGCUGAAAGCGCCCGCCAACCAUUCCACCAAGAGUACACAUGUCUCGCUGUAUGGCCCCAAUUCUGAUGGGAAAGUGGCGGACUGAUUUUGUAAUGUAUAAAAUUAUAAAUUAUAUAGGAAGUAGAUGCAAACAUUGAGUACAAAAAAUAAAUAAAAGCAAGG